AUGGGCACUCCUAAAGAUCUACUAAUGGCACACAUCCUGGCAGCCCCUACAUUCUACACUGUGACAGUUCAUAAGAAAUGCAGUCAACAAUAUAAAGCAACCAUAGGUGCUGAUUUUGUAACCAAAGAAGUGCAGCUUGAUGACAGGAUUGUAACACUUCAAGUAUGGGACACGGCUGGACAAGAAAGAUUUCAAAGUCUUGGUGUUGUGUUUUAUAGAGGGGCAGAUUGUUGUGUUCUAGUUUACAAUGUUAAUGUACAGAAAUCAUUUGAUAAUCUUAACAAUUGGUGCGAGGAGUUUCUUAAGCAGGCAAGCCCCGCUAAUCCUGGCAAAUUUCUGUUCAUUUUACUUGGGAACAAGGUCGAUAUAGAUGGAGGAAACAGCCGAGUGGUUUCUGAAAAGAAGGCUAAGGAUUGGAGCUCAUCCAGAAGUGAUAUUCCCUACUUCGAGACCUCAGCUAAAGAGGAUCAGAACGUGGAUGUUGCAUUUCAAUGUGUUGCAAAGACUUCACAUGUCAAUGACCAACUGCAGGAUAUAGACUUCAAUCCCAUCCCAGAUGAAGUCCCAAUCGAGCAAAGGGGAGGUGGAAGCUGUGCGUGUUAGUGAAAAAAAAUUCUGGUUUUGUUUUUCAGUGGACAUCUAAGCUAUAUAGCCGACGAGCUUUUGAAGCUCUUCUUCGUUUGCCUGAUGCAUAUAUUCUUUAUUUUUCUGUUGUCAUUCCUUCCAUUUUUUGUGCCUAUUACCACUUCUGUAUACUAAAACUCCUAUGUGCGCGAGAAAUUUAGUGAUGUUCUUGUUUCUUCUUUUUGCUGGGUCUGCUAUUGCUUGUAAAGACACCAUCACAUUUUAUCGGAAGAUGGUGAU
Messenger RNA from Papaver somniferum (opium poppy), 864 nucleotides. Its product is annotated as ras-related protein Rab7-like. The record is from RefSeq and is a predicted model, not a curated record. The transcript has 5 exons. Gene Ontology annotation, cellular component: vacuolar membrane. Bases 1 to 603 code for a protein of 200 amino acids. Gene Ontology annotation, molecular function: GTP binding; GTPase activity. NCBI's taxonomy places the organism in Eukaryota, Viridiplantae, Streptophyta, Magnoliopsida, Ranunculales, Papaveraceae.